CCUUUUUUUUUUUUGUCUUUCUGAGAUGUUUUUCUCAACGCUUUUUGCCAUCUUUGCUGGCGUUCUGGCGUGGUUUGGCUACGAGCUGCGCCCUGUCGAAACCAAGCUGAAGGAUCCAGUGUGGAUGCGCGCAGACUAUGAAGCUCGCAAGCAGGCGCUCAUCAAGACCAUUGCAGCGCGUACUGCAGACUCUGUCCUCGCGAUUGGCGGCAAGAAGACCACAAACCUCUUCCGCUUCCGAAAGCAGCCCAAGAAGGCCACUCGCCUCGACGUCAGCUCGUUCAACAACGUCAUCCAUGUUGAUCAGGAGAAGAUGAUUGUUGAGGUUGAAGGAAUGACCACCUACGAGCGUCUGGUAGAUGCCACACUUGCUGCUGGCGUCAUGCCGACCGUUGUGCCCGAGCUGAAGAGCAUCACCAUCGGCGGUGCCAUCAGCGGCAUUGGCGUGGAAUCAUCGUCGUACAAGUAUGGGUUUGUCCACGAGACGGUCUUGGAGAUGGAGAUUCUUCUGUGCAACGGAACCGUCGCCGUUUGCUCGCGAGAGCAGAACAGCGAUUUGUUCUUUGGCAUGGCCAACAGCUACGGCACUCUCGGCUAUGUGCUGAAGGUCAAGGUCAAGGUGGUGCCAGUCAAAAAGUACGUUCAGGUGCGCCACAUUCGCUUCAACAACAUGAAGGACUACUUUGCGGCCGUCGAGGAGCACUGCAAGACGAAUCGUCCGGACUUUGUCGACGGCGCCAUCUUCAACCCCACGGAAAUGUACUUGUCCCUGGCCACCUUCUGCGAUGAGCUUCCCCACGAUGUCAAAAAGCCUUCCGACUACUCGUGGAUGGGCAUCUACUACCGCUCGCUGCAAAACAAGUCUGUCGACUAUCUGACCAACAAGAUGUACAUUUGGCGCUGGGAUUAUGACUGGUUCUGGAACAGCAAGUACUUCCACAUGCAGCACCCCGUUCUUCGCUUCCUCUUUGGCCGCUGGGUUUUGCGCUCGACGAUUUUCAUGAAGGUCUUCCGCGCCUUCCACCGCAGUGGUCUGUACGAUAGCAAGCGCCGCGAGCUCGUCAUCCAGGAUGUCGAAAUUCCGAUUCAGAACUGCGUGUCCUUCAUGGAAUUCUUCAACAAGGAGGUUGGCCUGCCGAAUGAUUUUUACCCUGUUUGGAUUUGCCCCGUCCGCACUUACGAUCAAAGUGUUGUGUACCCUCUGUACAAGAUCCACCCCACCGAUCUGUAUGUCAACUUUGGUUUCUGGGAUGGCGUUGCGGUUCGUGACAACCAGCCUGGUUUGAUCAACAAGAUGAUUGAGAACUCUGUUCGCGAUCUGAAGGGCAAAAAGUCUCUGUACUCGUCGGGUCAUUACGAGGAGACAGAGUUCUGGCAAGAGUACAACCGCCCCGCGUACGACGCGCUGCGCACAAAGUACCACGCCACUUCUCUUCUGGACUUGUACCAAAAGUGCGUCGCUGCCAACUAACCACUGGCAAUUCCAAGGGGCAACAACAGCACGCUCCCUCGAUUGCUGUUGUCUCACGUUUGUGAUGGUUUUGCGUGUGUUUUCCCAAUAUCCCAAUAUAAUGCAUUCCAUUCACAGCCAUG
Molecule: messenger RNA, 1593 nt
Organism: Capsaspora owczarzaki ATCC 30864
Lineage: Eukaryota; Filasterea; Ministeriida; Capsasporidae
Product: FAD linked oxidase domain-containing protein
Exons: 14
Coding region: 26-1471 (481 amino acids)
Molecular function (GO): FAD binding
Source: RefSeq, a predicted model, not a curated record